Molecule: messenger RNA, 1974 nt
Organism: Olea europaea var. sylvestris
Lineage: Eukaryota; Viridiplantae; Streptophyta; Magnoliopsida; Lamiales; Oleaceae
Product: protein DETOXIFICATION 3-like
Exons: 7
Coding region: 163-1599 (478 amino acids)
Biological process (GO): xenobiotic detoxification by transmembrane export across the plasma membrane
Cellular component (GO): membrane
Molecular function (GO): antiporter activity; xenobiotic transmembrane transporter activity
Source: RefSeq, a predicted model, not a curated record
UUAAAAAAAAUGUAAUCAACUCUCAUGCCUUCACAGAUAAAUCACUGUGUUGUCUCUUCAUUGGCCUUCCACGAGUAGACUGCUCUCUGUUCUCUACUUAACAUCUCUUUUCUGGAAAAAAAAAUAAUAAUAAAAUUAAAUAAAUUCUUGAUCAAGCUGAAGAUGGACAAGGCCCCGCUGAUAAGAGAGGAGCAUGGAGAAAAGGAAGCAGCAUCAAAAUGGGAACUGUUCGUGGAAGAGUUGAAGAAAGUGAGUUACAUAGCCGUUCCAAUGGUGGUGGUGACAGUUUCUCAGCACCUUUCACGGGUGACGUCGAUGAUGAUGGUGGGGCAUCUUGGUGAACUCUCACUCUCUGGCACGGCGGUCGCCACCUCUCUCACCAAUGUUUCCGGCUUUAGUCUUCUUUUUGGAUUGGCUAGUGCUUUGGAGACUCUAUGUGGACAAGCUUAUGGAGCAGAGCAAUACCAAAAGCUAGGAAUCUACACUUACAGUGCAAUUCUUUGUCUACUUAUUGUCUGUAUUCCAAUAUCUCUGCUGUGGAUAUUCAUGGAUAAAUUGCUCAUAUUGAUCGGUCAAGAUCCUUUGAUUUCUGUCGUAGCUCGAAAAUAUGCAAUUUGGCUCAUACCAACUCUAGUUCCUUACGCAAUUCUUCAAUCUCUAAUUCGGUACCUGCAGACUCAGAGUCUGAUCCUCCCAAUGCUUUACAGUUCAGUUGCAGCAUUAGUUUUCCAUGUACCGGUUUGUUGGGCUUUAGUUUUCAAGACGAAAUUGGGAAAUGCUGGAGCAGCCCUUGCAAUUGGUUUAUCAUAUUGGAUCAAUGUGAUCUUGCUUGUUAUAUAUGUGAAGUACUCUUCAAAGUGCAAGAAAACCCGCUUCUCAUUCUCAAACAUUGUUUUGCCAAGUAUGAAGGAAUUUUUCAGCUUUGCUGUCCCGUCUGCUGUUAUGGUUUGUCUCGAAUGGUGGUCGUGUGAGAUAAUAGUAUUACUCUCUGGACUUUUGCCAAAUCCCCAACUCGAGACUUCAGUUCUUUCAACGUGCCUUUUAGUUGCUUCAUUGCACUACUUCAUACCAUAUUCUAUUGGUGCUGCUGCCAGCACAAGAGUCUCAAAUGCCCUUGGAGCAGGCUGUUCGGAGACUGCUCAAGUGGCUGUUUGGGCAGCAAUUGUUCUAUCAGUCGUUGAGGUGAUUGUUGCUUGCACCAUUCUGCUCUGCUUACGUCAUGUCGUGGGAUAUGCAUUCAGUGAUGUAAAAGAAGUCGUGGAUUAUCUCGAUGACAUUACUCCUCUUGUUUGUCUGCUGCUAACAAUGGACUGCAUACAAGCAGUACUUUCAGGAGUUGCGAGAGGAAGCGGGUGGCAGCAUCUUGGGGCAUAUGUCAAUCUCGGCGCAUUUUACCUCGUUGGAAUUCCGAUGGCCUCUGUACUUGGCUUCGUGCUCCAUUUACAGGGGAAGGGCCUUUGGCUUGGACUAAAUAUGGGUUCAAUAGUACAAUCUUUUCUGCUUACUCUUAUAACGACUUUAACUAACUGGAAGAAACAGGCAUCAAUGGCUCAGCAAAGAAUAUUUGAGAAGAGAAAUACUGCUGAUGAAACAUGUUGAACUCAGAAUUCACUUGAAAAGUUUUCAGAAUCGAUAUGAGUUUGAACUUCUAUUUAACUGAUUGCUGUUAAUAUGUAUGCUGAUGCAAUGAAAAUACAGUUCAAUCCAAUGUUUUAUUAUUUAUUUUGUUAUCAUUAUUAGUUGGGGAGUCUUUUGUUAUUUUGUAUCAAUUAGGGGCCUAUUUGCAAUUUCUUUAAAGUUGUGUUUUAAGGUACUAGGUUUUCUGGUUUUCCUUAAAAAGGACUACUGGGACUUUAUUAUGUUCUCGAUCCUUAUUCUAGCCAUCAGCAUUGUUUAGGUGAUGUGCCUCAAUAAGGAUAGAAGUUGAGUUCAAGUUUAUUCAUCAAUUAAUUAAGAAAAUUUUGUAGGUAUCAA